Danio rerio (zebrafish) is the source of this 3818-nucleotide messenger RNA. The record is from RefSeq and is a predicted model, not a curated record. Lineage: Eukaryota; Metazoa; Chordata; Actinopteri; Cypriniformes; Danionidae.
AGUUCCCCUAUCUUUCAGAGCCAGUGCCUGUAUUUCAAAUAGAGACUUGUUUGUAGUGAAUGCAGCUAGUUGUUUGUUGUGGAUAUGCUCAUUUUAACAACUUUUUUGUUGCUUGUACAGUUGCACUUUUUCAUUUUUAAUGCACUGUCGCCGUAUAGGGGUUGUUGGGCUUUCUUUUAUUUAUUGUUUUGGUUAACUUUGUGCCCUGUGGUUGAUGUUGUCUGGUAAUAUACAGAGAGGAAGAAAAGAGGGUGGGGGGGGUGUAAGUGCAAGUGAGUGAGUGAGAGAGAGAGAGAGAGAGAGAACUCUGAGACGCAGCAGCUGGUUUUUAGGUUUUACGCUUUGACAGAAGUGACUGAACAGACUGUCCAUCACAACCUGUCAGAGGUCAGCUAGUACCUCUGGUUGGAGGAGAGAGACUUCAAGUUGCCCAAUGGGACAGGCAGGGGUUUAAGCAGCACGGGGGACGCCAACAGGACACCGGUGGAUGGGAUUUGACACCAUGAAUCGCAAGGAGUCAAAAAGAGAGAAUUGAAAACAGAGUGCUGAACUGGACACUGAUUCAGGAGGAAGGGAGAGAGAGCGGCAGGGAGGGGUUUUGGACGUUCUAAGAAGUCAUCGCUACUUCUCUGCAGUCGCGGCCAGCUUCCUGUUCAUGCCGUCACAGACCACAGUGAUUCUUGCUGAUGCUGCCUGUGAUACUUUUCAACACAUAAGUCAGAAAAGCCAACUUUACAGAGUGGAUAAUCCUUUAAACUACGCAGCACCUCAGCAGGAAGUCCCGUCAGGAGGGUGGGAUAAAGAGCAGAAGACCAGUGCAGAGGAGAAUGACCUGCCCCAGUGCUCAGGAGAUCAGCCGUGCUCUUCAGAGUCCACCGGCUCACGCUUCAUUCCGCUCUGCCAGCCUGGAUGAACUCAUCCUCCGCUGCCUCCACUGCUUCGACUCCGAUGGGAAGCUAAACAGAGGGACGCAGCUUGUCAGCAUGACCCUCAUGAUGCACAACUGGGUCGUACCAUCACACAUCUUCGCCCAUAAGCUACUUUCUCUAUAUAAGGAUUGUCCUGCAGAGAAAAGGGGACAAAGGCGUCCACAAAUCUGUCACUUUAUCAGGCAGUGGAUUAGCCAGUUCAGACUGAUGUUUGAGAUGGACCCUCUGUUAGAAAAAGCCAUGGGAGAUCUCUGGGCUCUGGUCAGUGCUGAGGGAACCAAUUCGCACCAUCAGCUCAUCAACACACCUUAUAUUAAUCCUCCAGUGAAUAUUUCCCAGACUCCCUCUCCCCUGGUCAAGAAACGAAAAGUUUCUCUGCUGUUUGACCACAUGGAGCCGGAUGAAAUGGCUGAACACCUCAGCUAUCUAGAGUUCAAAAACUUCUGCAACGUCUCAUUCCUGGAUUACCGCAGUUAUGUGGUUCAUGGCUCAGUCCGGGACAAUCCUGCUCUGGAGCGAUCAGUCAUGCUGUGUAAUGGAGUCUCGCAGUGGGUGCAGCUUAUGAUCCUCAACAGACACACGUCACAGCAGAGAGCAGAGGUCUUCACCAAGUUCAUUCAUGUAGCACAGAAGUUGAGAUCCCUGCAGAAUUUCAAUACUUUGAUGGCGGUGAUUGGAGGUUUAUGCCACAGCUCCAUCUCACGUCUUAAAGAUACUGCCAGCCUGCUGUCCUCUGAUGUUACAAAGACUCUCAGUGAGCUCACAGAACUGCUGUCCUCCUACAGCAACUACUCAAACUACAGGCGCGUGUACAGCGAAUGCACAGGCUUCAAGGUUCCCAUCUUGGGUGUUCAUCUGAAAGACCUGAUCUCGCUCAAUGAAGCGCUGCCAGAUUACUUGGAGGAUGAUAAGAUCAACCUGGGCAAACUGCAGCAUUUAUACAGCAACAUCAGUGACCUGUUGGCCAUCCAUGACUGCACUCCGCCGUUUGAGGCCAACAAAGACCUGCUGCACCUGCUAACGCUCUCGCUAGACUUGUAUUACACUGAGGAUGAGAUAUACGAGCUUUCAUAUGCCAAGGAACCCAAGAACCCCAAAAUACAGCCUGUAGCUCCUGUUAAGCCCCCAGUGGUUGCAGAGUGGGGAUCUGGAGUGACUCCGCGUCUGGAUCCUGCCACCAUCUCAAAACACGUCAAGCAAAUGGUGGAUUCCAUCAUGAAGAACUAUGAUUUGAACAUGGACGGCUACAUUUCUUUGGAGGAAUUUGAGAAGAUUGCUGCCAAUUUCCCCUUCUCUUUCUGCACACAUGAGAGUGAUAGAGAAGGAGAGAUCAGCCGAGAGGAAAUCACGUCAUAUUUCAUGCGUGGGAUGUCAGUGUGCGCCAAACUCGGCUUUAACCUCCACAACCUUCACAACUUUCACGAGACUACGUACAAAAGGCCCACAUUCUGCGACACCUGUGGAGGAUUUUUAUGGGGAGUCAUAAAACAAGGCUAUCACUGCAAAGACUGCGGAGUGAACUGUCAUAAGCACUGUAAGGAUGUGGUAGGAAUGGAGUGUCUGAAGAGGCUUCAGGUCAACAGUAGCUCUUGUCCCUGUACACCAGGACCAGUUUCAGGCCUUCACACUAAAGGCAACAGCUGGAGUGAGUUUUCUCAAUCCUUUCAAUCAGGUUCCGAAGAGGAAGCGUUCGUCUUUCCAAAUGGAAAUGAAUCUGAACACUCCAAGGGCCAAACUUCAUCAGACAGCGACGCAGAAGCGGCCACACUAUCCGACAGGUCAACUCAAACAGAGCCAGGAGUUUGGACACCGGUGGCCAAACGGAAAGAUCGUCUUCAUUCCCAGAAACAGCAUCCACCUCUUGAAAAGAGCGCAACUCUUCCGGCAAGGGUGCGAGGUUCAUCUGCCCCUAGCUCUCUCCUACAGGAGAAAAUGGAUGAACUGAAGCUGAACAAAGAUAAACGAAAGGAACCAGACUGAAGUAGUUUUUGUGCAUGUGGCCGUCUGGUUGUGUGUGUGUGUGUGGGGGGGAACUGUUAAAUACACUGGACAGAACACUUUGAAGAACGUGUCCUCGUCUUUCUCGCCAACUGUCUUCUUCUAUUGUCUUCAACAGAUUGUUCAUGACGUUCAUUAACUAUGAUGAAAUUCUACCCAGAAGGGAUUUUAUUUAAGGAAUUGCUGAUGAUCUGUAUUUUGAUGAGCCUAUUGGUGGAUCCGUACGGUUAUAGCUCUAUGCACCAGCGUAAACUGCCAGCGAGGACCACAUCAAAAGACCUCCAGUACUAAAAGUUGGACUGCUAUAUCAUCCAUCUCACUACCGGUAGUCUUUAUUCGAGACCACAUGGGUUUCUGUCAUGAAGAGUGAGGUUUGAGCAGAGUAUGAAACUGUAUUGUCUUAAUGUUCACACUGGAAAACUUAAACUGUGAUCAACUGUAUUGAACUUGAAGAGUAAGAAUGUACCUCCUCUGUAAAGGGAUGCCAUUUCGGUGCUGAUAUAAUACCCAGAAUUCAUCACUGUGCCUUAUGUAAUGAACAAUUCAUCGAGUAGCAGACAAAGGGUAUUGUAUCACUGUUUUAUGCCAGACAAUAGUCCCGUCUCGGUUCAAAAUGAUCACAAUCGGCUUCAUUAGUGCUCCGGCGUAUUAAAGUAUGAGCAUUAAUGAAAAGCAGCGGGAGCGUGACAUUAAGGGUCAUCUCUGAUGAACACUGGACCUAUUUUCAAUUGUUUUUCUAAUGUGUUUUCUGUUAGCUCUUUUGUCAUCUCCAACUUGAAUGUCUGUUUUACUAAAUCAUGAAUUUAGGUUAUAGAUUUUUAUUUAUUGAGGAAUGAUAAAUCCAUGAUAAAGCACUCUUGGUGUGAUUAAAAUAUGAAUGUGAAAGAAAAA